This is a messenger RNA of Betta splendens (Siamese fighting fish), 2509 nucleotides long. RefSeq names its product MAPK activated protein kinase 3 (gene mapkapk3). The transcript has 10 exons. NCBI's taxonomy places the organism in Eukaryota, Metazoa, Chordata, Actinopteri, Anabantiformes, Osphronemidae. Gene Ontology annotation, molecular function: mitogen-activated protein kinase binding; calcium/calmodulin-dependent protein kinase activity; calmodulin binding. The record is from RefSeq and is a predicted model, not a curated record. Gene Ontology annotation, cellular component: cytoplasm; nucleus. The coding region runs from base 939 to 2180 and encodes 413 amino acids. Gene Ontology annotation, biological process: intracellular signal transduction; response to cytokine; protein autophosphorylation.
CCCCUAAAAGCUGCAGCUUUCUAGUUGAGUUUCACUCUGGAGCAGUGAUGCUCAACUGGUGGGUCGGGACCCAAAAGUGGGUCACACGCAAGAAGACCCACAUGUUAAGUGAACGUGGCGAAACUCAAGCCUGACUCCCUGCUGCUACAAUGAAACUGAAUUGUUCCAUGAUGCAGUGUUGGUUGUUGACUGUUGUUUAGUGAAGUAAUCUCAGUUUAAGACACACAUUUCACUCGGUGCAUUUUACGUAAAAACAUCAACUGAGUCUGUUGUUACGUUUAGGAACAAUGUUGCUGAAAUGUUCUGAUUGCUUUAUCAGCCUUAUGACUACAUGCAUUUUUUUUUUUUUGGUUUUCUGGAGUUGGGUCGCGGCUUGUCAUUAAGGGGUGACGGUGGGUCCAGAAGCCGGAUCACGUGAGAAGCACCGCUCCAGAGCAUCUCUGCUCCUCCAUUCAGCUGAGCUCACUGCAGAUCCUGCUCCUUUAAGGCGGACACGUCGGGCCAGUUGAGAAAUAUCACUUAACUGAAAGAGGGUGGCGCUUAACCAGACGGUGACACUGACUGAUCAUAAGAAACCACCGUCGGACUCCACAUCAAUGGGAAACUGAGCGGAAUCUUCUCAACACCUCUGACGGAAGUUGUUUUGUUUUUCCGUGAUUACUGUUGGAUUUCGACCCAAAGUUCGUCGAGCGGUUCUUCAAAAGGCGGGUACUGGUGUUAAUUGAGGUCGAAAUCCGCGGCGGUGUAAACAAUUGUAUUUGGUUGAAGAAGUUACGCAUUAAAUACUGUGGAGCUACGCUGCGGGGUCCACGGAGGAGCGCCGGUGUCCCGCACAGACUGCGCUCGGGUUCACGCAGUUCCCGGAGGUCGGCGAGAGUCACCGCUCCGCUCCGGCGCGUUACUCAUCCGCCGCUGGUGACGACAAGCUGAUGUGAAACAUGCUGCAAAAUGGAAACGGGAAAGAGCGGCCGCUGCGAGCGCCCACGGCGGAGGCGGAGCCGGUGUCCCCGUCCGUCAGCCCGACCCGGCGGCCGCCCGCUGCCCAGGCGGCGGAGCCCGAACCCGAGCCCGAACCCGAACCGGAGCCCACGCACUUCCCGCUGCCCGCGUAUCCCAAAGUGGAGAUAAGGCGCAACGCGGUCACGGACGAUUAUAAGAUCUCCACUCAGGUGCUGGGCUUAGGGAUCAACGGCAAAGUGCUGGAGUGCUUCAACAAGAAGACCGGAGAGAAGUGUGCGCUGAAGAUCCUCUACGACAGCCCCAAAGCGAGGAGGGAAGUGGAGCUUCACUGGCGGGUGUCAGGAGGGCCGUACAUCGUUCGCAUUCUCAGCCUGUACGAGAACAUGCAUCACGGGAAGAAAUGCCUGCUCAUCAUCAUGGAGUGCAUGGAGGGAGGGGAGCUGUUCAGCCGGAUUCAGGCCAGAGGAGACCAGGCCUUCACUGAGAAAGAGGCGUCUGAGAUCAUGAGAGACAUUGGCACGGCCAUCGAGUUUCUACACAACAUCAACAUCGCACACAGAGACAUCAAGCCGGAGAAUCUGCUGUACAACACCAAAGAGCGCAACGGCGUCCUCAAACUGACCGACUUCGGCUUCGCUAAGGAGACGACGCUACACAACUCACUACAGACCCCCUGUUAUACGCCGUAUUACGUGGCGCCGGAGGUUUUGGGCCCGGAGAAAUACGACAAGUCGUGCGACAUGUGGUCCCUGGGCGUCAUCACGUACAUCCUGUUAUGCGGCUUCCCCCCGUUUUACUCCAACACGGGUCAGGCCAUUUCCCCGGGCAUGAAGCGCAGGAUCAGGAUGGGCCAGUAUGAGUUCCCGAACCCGGAGUGGGCUGAGGUUUCACAGGAAGCAAAAGAUUUGAUCCACCAGCUACUGAAGACAGACCCCAACGAGAGAAUGACCAUCACUCAAUUUAUGAACCACCCGUGGAUCAAUCAGUCCAUGGUGGUGCCCUCCACUCCUCUCCACACCACCCGGGUCCUGACUGAAGACAGAGACAUGUGGGAGGACGUGAAGGAGGAGAUGACCAGCGCCCUCGCCACCAUGCGUGUGGACUACGACCAGGUCAAGAUUAAGGACCUGGACACCUCCAGCAACCCGCUGCUCAACAAGAGGCGCAAGAAGGCGGCGGCCGGCGCCAAGAGCGGCUCCACGGUGUGUCAGAGCCAGUGACGGAGCCGAGGAGAGGUCCAUGAGCAGCUGUUCAGCGCUGUGGAGACUGGGUGAUGGAAAGGACAAUGAAGUGAAGGACAAUCGAGUCAGAGCUAUUUAUAAGACGUGACAUCGCGCCUGUUUGAUAUAAACUGCUCAGCUCCCUGCAGAUUUCAGAUAUUUCAUGUACUGUAUGUGAUUUUUAGAUGUGCCUGAGCAUCUGUUGUGAUGAUUUGUUUGUGUAUUUGAAGGCUGCCUGCCCCGCGUGAGCCGUGUGUGCAGCUCAAGCACAGGCGCCCUGAAAAAGCUGACGAACCUGUCGUCUCGAAAGAAUAAAAGUCCGACACGUC